AUGAGCUUAUGUAGUCCUCCUCUCUACAAAAUUGGGAAUUACAUUAUAGGGAAGCGAUUGGGUGAAGGGUCGACAUGUGUUGUACAUCUCUGUUUUGACAUUUCGACUGGGAUUAAAUAUGCGGUGAAAAUUAUUAACAAAAGUAUAUUCAACAAUUCGAAAGCGAAAACGCGGAUAGAUCGAGAAGUCGCCUUUUUAAAAAUACUCAAAAGUCGAUUUAUCAUUCAAUUGUAUCAAGUUUAUGAAACAUCAACGAAUUUAUUUCUUGUGAUGGAUUAUAUGCCCGGCGGUGAGUUAUAUGACUUGAUAUGUACACGAAAAACCAUUGACAUCACAACUUCUAUUAUUAUUUUUUGUCAACUCAUUCGUGCGGUCAAAUACCUCCACUCCAAAUGUAUUUGUCAUCGCGAUAUCAAGCCAGAAAAUGUCUUAUUAGACUCGACACUGAAAGAAAUCAAACUCAUCGACUUGGGAUUUUCUGUCUAUCAAGUCGACGACAAAAAGAUUUGCGAAUUUAGUGGAACCCCAGAGUACUCCGCACCAGAAGUAAUUUCUCGAAUACCUUAUAACCCUUAUAUUGCUGAUGUAUAUUCAUGUGGGAUGGUGUUAUACGUCAUGUUGUAUGGCAAAAGAAUGACUCCAGAAAACUACCCAGAAGACAAAGGGAUAGGCAUUAUUCUUCAACAAAUGCUUGAGAAAGACCCUGAAAAGAGAAUUACUUUGGAUGGAGUAUUGGAUUCUGUGUAUCUGGCAGAAGCUUUUAAACACUACACAGACACACCAGUCACAUUAUAUAGCGGUCCUUUGGUCAACACCCCACACCCCGACUUGUUAAAUACACUUAACUAUAUCGUCCCAUAUUUGCACGUCUCUACUGUAAGAAAUUUACUCGCAUCUCCAAACCAAAACACGUUGAAAGAAAUAUAUCGAAUCAUCGAGGCUCAGUACUUUAACACACCAGAAGAGUUCAAAUUCUCAAGAACGGGAAACCAUUGCAAACUCUUUGCAAUACCAGUUGUCGAACAACUCAAUGGCACCCAAAAAAGUCUGGAAAAAAUAGUUGAUUUUUCCAAAAACAAUUUUGCAACCGUCAAAAAUGUUAUUCGUUAUUUUUUGGAAGAUCUUAAUAUUCGGAAUUCACAGUAUCUUGGAUUUGAAAAUGAAAAGUGCUGCGAUUUCAAAAUAAAGUAUGUGGAAACAGGCGAGGGUGUUAGGGUCGUAUUGACAACGAGUCCGGGCGAGCACGGAUUUACGGACUUGUGUAGUCUGCUUGAUGUGUUGUUAAAACUUAGUUUAGAAUAG
Messenger RNA from Entamoeba invadens IP1, 1302 nucleotides. RefSeq names its product br serine/threonine protein kinase, putative. The record is from RefSeq and is a predicted model, not a curated record. The coding region runs from base 1 to 1302 and encodes 433 amino acids. Lineage: Eukaryota; Evosea; Mastigamoebida; Endamoebidae. Gene Ontology annotation, cellular component: cytoplasm. Gene Ontology annotation, molecular function: protein serine/threonine kinase activity; ATP binding. Gene Ontology annotation, biological process: protein phosphorylation; intracellular signal transduction. The transcript has 2 exons.